AAUUCUCUAUUCACCACUAUGAAUCAGGGAGCAUCAAACUUUUCCAAAUUAGUUCAAGAAGAUGCGUCGAAGCGAACCUCCACUACAGCUGCAGUUUCCAAUGCAUCCAUUGAUGACACGAAAAAGGAUAUCAUUGUUACCUCCACAGCCCCAAUAUCUAUGGGUCUUUUACCGACUCAACUAAUAACUGUUCAGCUCAAUAACGUGAAUUCUAAGCCAAUGGAAAAGCUAACCGCUGCGCCAAUUUUUACUAAUGCCCUGAGGGGUCACAACAUACCUGUUCCGAUUCUUGCCAAACCGGUUAAUCCCAGCAUCUCUCGAAGACGAAUCGGUAACACAGGCCAGGACACAUUGACGUUGCAGUGUCAAAAUUUUAAUCGCUUUCGUCACAAAUGCUCUCAAACUGACGAAUCGGUUCCUCAAACUGAUUUAUUAAUUGAAACCAUAAACAAGAUUGUAUAUAAACUGAAUGAAAUGAACAACAAGUUGACCUCGGUUCAGUCAAAAGUAGCUUCUUUGGAGGAGAGAUUCACCACAGUAUAUGGCGAUGGUAGCCUCCUUUCAUUCUCCGAUUCAUACAAGUUUGGAAGUGGUGACAGAAUUGGCAAUUUUUCGCGAGGUAGAGGCUCGCUAAUGCUACGCAACUCUCGGUAUUGGGCCAAAAGGCGCCUGGCUUCUCGCUUGUUAGCUGAAAAGCAACAACAGCAAGGGAAUGGAGUAAAGAAUGAAGGUACUGAGAAUACUACAGAAACUCCAAAUCCAUCAUCUGUUCUAGUACCUCGCAGCGUUGCAGCUGUGCGUCGAAAUCGACGCGUUCUAUCUGAUAGUAAAGACGAGGAUCAUAAUGGUGCUGGAACCCAGGCGAAAGUCGCAAAACUUCUGAUGGACGCACGAAGGGAAAUGGCUGCGUAUGAGAAAGAAUGCCUUGAAAUGCAAAACUCGAAUUCAAUGUCUGGUGGAAUCUCUAUGGCUCCUUUUUCCGGAGCUCUCAGACCGAUUCAACUAAUUACUCAACCCGCAUAUCUAACUGGCUUUCGAGUGGAUUCUCCGACCUUGCCACCCAUCCUACCGCUGUUAUCUUCAUCCGUUCUGGAUACAUCAGCAACAACACCGGCAGUUACACUUCCAUUACCACCAUUGAAUACGUCUAUCUCAGAGUCUACCGAGCAGACGGUUAAUAGCACCAAUGAAGAAGAUUCUAUUCAAACUAAUGCAAACUCCGUAACCAACACAUCAACCCCAUCUCCCACAUCAUCUACUCCAACUCCUCAACUUCCACCCAUUCCUCCCAAAUAUCGCCGACCUAUGCUCCUGGACACAUCGGAGAUUGCUCGUCAAACGAAAGAUAUGUUGCUGAAAUGCUCUAUCAGUCAGCGAUCAUUUGGACAAAAUGUUUUGGGUUUAUCACAGGGCAGUGUGUCAGAUUUGCUCACUAGACCCAAACCCUGGUCUAUGCUCACAAAUAAAGGAAGAGAGCCCUUUAUUCGCAUGAAACUCUUCCUUGAGAACCCCCGCUCACUUAAUGGAUUUGAGUACAGUAAGCAUGUUCUUCAGAUUGUUUGUUUUGUUAAAAAUACACUCUGA
This is a messenger RNA of Rodentolepis nana, 1584 nucleotides long. The record is from the annotation of a GenBank genome assembly. NCBI's taxonomy places the organism in Eukaryota, Metazoa, Platyhelminthes, Cestoda, Cyclophyllidea, Hymenolepididae.